Molecule: messenger RNA, 882 nt
Organism: Emiliania huxleyi CCMP1516
Lineage: Eukaryota; Haptophyta; Isochrysidales; Noelaerhabdaceae
Exons: 9
Coding region: 1-882 (293 amino acids)
Source: RefSeq, a predicted model, not a curated record
AUGGCAGUAUCGCGCAGUAUUUUUACCGCAAUACUCGGAGCCGGCGCAUCGGAUACUGGGAUACUGCAGGAUACUGCGGGAUACUGCUGGAUACUGCUGGAUACUGGCAAUUCAUGGAAAGCAUUCCCGGCUAAUGUGGAUACCGGAUACUGGGAUACUGGGAUACUGCGGACCGGCUUGGGCCACAAAUGUCGCAAGUGGGCUGUGGUGAUGGCAGGCGUUAUGACCGCGCCCGGCGCUGGAGAGUGCUCGAGAGCAUCUGACAUCGUCGGCCGCAGCGGCAGGGUCGGCCGAGCGGCGGCGCCCACACCGGUGGGUUCACUCGAGACGGUCCGGCGCCAAGCAAAGAGGAGCGUCGGUUACCAGAGCCUGCUGUGUGGCGGCAUUGCGAGCACGCUGGUGCUCCUGCGUGCCGGCGCCAAGCUUCAAUUGCCAAGGCUGACGCUGCAUCACAACGUUGAUAUCGCAUGCGGAUACUGCAGGAUACUGCAGGAUACUGCGGGAUACUGGCCGUCUCUGAUGCGGAUACUGGGAUAUUCGGCGGGGCUGGAGGACCAACUCUGCGAUAUUGGGAUACUUCGCCGGCGUGGAUGGAUUACUGUGAUACUCACCGGGGGAAUCUUUUACAGUAUCCCAGUAUUUGAGGCCUGCUGCGAAGUAUCCCAGUAUCUGGUCCGGCUCCGCGAAGUAGAAGUAAGAAAAUACUCCAACUCUCCUUGCCUACUGAGGUUGGGUCGUCGGCGCGAAUGGCGUGCGCCAUGCGCUCGCCGGCAUCGAGCGAGCAACGUGAUCGACCGAGCGGCUUGCUGUGUGGACGCCUUCUUCUGGCUCUCGUCGAGAGCGUUUUGCGUCCCGGCGGGUGGGAGAAUAUGUGUCGUCUGA